This is a messenger RNA of Poeciliopsis prolifica (blackstripe livebearer), 3731 nucleotides long. RefSeq names its product solute carrier family 4 member 11-like. Gene Ontology annotation, molecular function: solute:inorganic anion antiporter activity. The transcript is spliced from 20 exons. Bases 71 to 2650 code for a protein of 859 amino acids. Gene Ontology annotation, biological process: monoatomic ion homeostasis; monoatomic anion transport; transmembrane transport. Gene Ontology annotation, cellular component: plasma membrane; basolateral plasma membrane. The record is from RefSeq and is a predicted model, not a curated record. Lineage: Eukaryota; Metazoa; Chordata; Actinopteri; Cyprinodontiformes; Poeciliidae.
UUUUGAAUUUUCAUCUCCUUCUUAACUAACCUCUCUCACUUCUUGCUUAAACUCAAAAUAAAAAGGCCUGAUGAAGAGCAAAAAGGAAAUAGAGGAGAUGCCAGGAGUCACAGUGAAUCGCUAUGCCGAAGAGGCUCCAUCCACUGGGAGGUCUAAGAAUGGAUAUGUUUUCCAGGAGAUGGAGCUGAAGGAUGGAGAGAAGGAAGUUUCAGAUCAGGACUCACCUACCAUCAGUACAGACAACAUUUAUGAAAAUGACAUCCACCUCAGUGUUUCAGAUUCUGAAGGUCCGGGAUAUGGACUUUUAAACACAACAAGAAAAUAUGUAAAACCCAUGAACUUCCAAGAGGAAGUGCGUGCCCACAGAGAUCUGGACAGCUUUCUUUCUCAGGCAAGCAUCCUUCUGGAUGAAAAAGCUGCCACUCUGGAUGAGGUUCUGAGACGAAUGAUUGCUCACAUGGUGGAAGACGGCCAGGGCAACUGUGACGUAGAAGAGGUGAUGAACUCGCUGUUCACAGAUGCAGGAGGCAGAGAUAUUAAUGUUCACCUUCUGUUAGAGACUAUUCAGGGUGUGACUGCUACUUCAACCGGUAUUCAUUAUCAGCAGUCUUGGCUUUGUAUUCUCUCCAAUGUGAGAAACCUACAGAGGCGCCAUGUUUGUAUUACCCGACUGGAGAGGCCACAAAAUUGGGGAGUCAACUGCUGCGAGGCCCGUUAUGUUAUCCUGAUCCUCGCACCACUAAGAACGAAAAGCACCAAGACAGCUGUUGAACUGGGUAGGACAUUUGCCACGAUGUUCUCUGACAUUGACUUCAGGCAAAGGCUUCUGGAGACCAAAACUCAGGAGGAGUUCAAACAGGAGCUGGUCUCCCAGCGACACCAGCUCUCUGUCGCCAGUGAGAAGAAAGUCGUAGAGGAAGUGGAGGACUCAGACCCACGAAGAGGAAAAGCACUCCAGUGCAGAGAUUUCUUCAGAGCCGGUCGAGGUGUUUAUGAUGACCUUCGUCGGCGACUGCCUCUUUAUCCUUCAGACUUCACAGACGGGAUGACAGGGAAGGAUCGCUGUUUACUGAAAUAUACCACCACAGCUAUCUUCCUCUACAUUGCCAUUCUCCUGCCUGCAAUUGCUUUUGGUUCUCUGAAUGAUGAAAGCACAAGAGGGGAAAUAGAUGUUCAGAAGACCAUUGUUGGCCAAAGCAUUGGAGGAGUGAUCUACUCUCUGUUUGCUGGUUCCCCUCUGGUCAUUCCUCUGACCACUGCCCCACUGGCCAUUUUCAUCAGUGUUAUCAGGGGUAUCUGUGAUGACUACGGCCUGGACUUUGAUGCUUUCUAUGCCUGCAUCGGUUUAUGGAACAGCUUCUUCCUUAUCCUCGGGGGCUUAUUCAAUGUCAGCUUGAUGAUGAAACUCUUCAAACGCUCAACAGAAGAGGUCAUUGCAUUGUUCAUCUCCAUAGCUUUUGUUGGAGAUGCAGUGAAAGGCACCGUCAAAAUUUUUGAACACUUUUAUUAUGGGCCAACAUUGGCAACCACAAACAAAACGGUGGUGCUUCAGCAGAUAAAUGAGAUUCUGGAUGGGUUUGAGAACCGAACAUCCACCAAGCUGGAGCAUAAAAUUGGGACCAACAUGUCACUGUUUGAACAUUCAGAAGAGAAAAUAUUAGUCUUCCUGCCAGAGACGCUGGUGGAAUGCACAAGAGAAAGGCCCAUUCUCUGUCUGCUGCUCAUGUUGGGGACUUUGUGGCUGGGUUACGCACUCUACCUCAUCAAGAGGAGCCCGUACCUGAACGGUAAAAUCAGAGACGUGGUGUCUGACUGUGCCUUGCCAAUCUCUGUGGUGAUAUUCUCCUUCAUUGGCUCCUAUCUUUUCAUUGACAUACAGCUUCCUGUAUUCAGUGUCCAUGAUGGUCCAAUCUUCAAGUACCCAGCAUUUGAAAACCUGUCAGGUCUGACUUCACUUGCCGCGAUCGGACUUGGUUUCCUGCUUGCACUGCUUAUCUUUAUCGACCAGAACAUCGUCAUCUCACUUACACAUGUACCAGAACACAAGUUGUUAAAAGGCACAGCAUUCCACUGGGACUUAAUGCUGACUGGCUUCAUCAACAUCCUCAUGUCUUGUCUGGGGUUGCCAUGGAUGCACGCUGCCUUUCCUCAUUCCUCCCUACACGCCCGUCAGCUUGCCAAAGUAGAACAGCACGUAGAGAACGGACAUGUCUACACAACGAUCGUUGUCAAGGAGACGCGUCUAACCUCACUAGUAGCGAACAUCCUGAUCGGCCUGUCUGCAUUCAUGCUCCCUAUUCCUCUUCAGUGGAUCCCCAAACCCGUCCUCUACGGCCUCUUCCUUUACAUUGCAGCCACCUCACUCGAUGGAAAUCAGAUGGUAGAUCGCAUGACCUUGUUGCUGAAGGAGCAGACAUCUUACCCUCCGACCCACUACAUACGCCGUGUACCUCAGAGAAAAGUGCACUACUUCACAGCAGUGCAGAUGAUCCAGCUGAUCAUCUUGUGUGCAUUUGGGAUGUAUCCUCUGCCCUACAUGAAGAUGGUGUUUCCUCUGCUGAUGAUCCUCCUGGUCCCUAUUAGGAUCAGCUUGCUUCCUCGAAUGAUUGAAGCCAAGUAUCUGGACAUCAUGGAUUCCCAGUACAUUUAGGCCAGCUGGUCAAACUUGUGAAAAGAUGGAAGACAGAUGGGAACAGACUGACAAGUUAAUUAAGGUUUUAGUCACCAACGUACCUACAAGAUUUUGCCUAAAGUACGUACUAGUGACAAACUUCUUUUCCAUAAACUUCACUGCAACUAUAACUGGCUUCAAUCUGAAGCAUUUCUGCAGUUCAUUGGCACUCUCAUAGGUAGAAAAAACACACAUAUACACACAGAUAAACAUAGGUGUUUAUCACUUUUUAAAUGAAUAAAAGUCUUAAUUGUUUUAUUCAGAUAUUAUAUUUUUAAAUGAGGGUUGCUUCUGUUUUAAUUCACAUGCUGAUGAGGUGACUUCACUACAAGCAAUUUGACAUAAAACAUCUUAACACUUAAAAAUGAUCACCUCUUGUAAGCAGAUGUUCAUUUAGUUAUGAAGCUUUUAUUCUGAUGAGUCACAUAAUGUACUAUAUGCUGUGACAAAUUGUUUUUUAUUUAAAUUUUGUAGGGUUGAAUGAAAAGGCUGUGAACCAAACUGGUUUAACACACUUUACCACAAUACAUUUAUAUUUUUCAAAGAGAAAUAUGCAGAGACUAUUUUUUGCAAUUCAAGUCUGAAAAUACAAAAUCAUCCCACUGCAGGACUCUUGUAGUUUGGUGGAGGACUGCUGUGAGUAUUUUGAUUUAAAAAGGACACCGAUAGAUGGCAGUGGAGGAUCACGCUUCAUAUAUUAAAAUUCCACCUUGUGUAGGGGUGUUUGCGUGCGUGUGUGUGUAUUAUUCAUUGUGAUACAGAGACAAGGAUAUAUUCAUGGCAGCCUUCAUCUUGUAAAAGAAACGGUGAUAAUGAAGUUAUGACCACCCAGUUAUUAAGUAUGAGUGGUUUCCAAAUGUCACCAGGCUUAUAUGAUCAGACAUCUAAUUUGUUUCAUGUGUUUGUUUUUCUGCACAGCCACUUUUCUAAUCCAACACCUGCAUUAUUUGUCUGUUUUCAUCAAAACCUUCAUUAAUACUUCAACGUUGUCAAAGCAGCUGCUGUUUUCUAUUUUAACUGUCUGUACUCAGUGAGUUCCAUAUAUAUAUAUAUAUAUAUA